GACGGUGUCAGUUUCCACUGAACCAUCAGCGCAGCAUUUUUCAAAGAGAGGACUGAAGGAGCUAGCGUAGAGAAAACGCACAUCAGCCUGGCUGUUUUACUUGCGGGAGGUCCAAAUUCGAAGCGUCUUACAAAUCGACAACCGAACGCGGAACAUCCACCGAGAACCGGAUCCUUUCUCUUUUUUUUUAUUAUCGAAAUGCGCUCCGUUCCACCGUUCUCUUAUUGCAAUUGACAGCGUCUGCAGCCCUUUUCAAGAUGGCCGCUUGGCUCGUAUUCGUUUUCUACUGAUCGACUUCGAACUUUCAUUGUCUAACCACCUCCAGGCUCGACCGUUUCCCCCAGCGCAGUACGGAUCCGUUCUAUCCUAUGAAGAUGCAUCGUACAACAAGGAUCAAGAUAACAGAGCUCAAUCCCCAUUUGAUGUGUGUUUUAUGUGGUGGAUAUUUCAUAGACGCAACCACAAUUAUUGAAUGUUUGCACUCAUUUUGUAAAAUGUGCAUUGUCCGCUAUAUGGAAACCAGCAAGUACUGUCCAAUAUGUGAUGUCCAGGUCCACAAAACAAAGCCACUUCUCAAUAUAAGAUCUGACAAAACUCUACAGGACAUUGUAUACAAGCUGGUGCCUGGUCUUUUCAAAAAUGAGAUGAAGCGUAGGAGAGAUUUUUAUGCUGAACACCCUUCAGUUGAUGCUGCAAAUGGAUCCAAUGAAGAUCGAGGGGAAGUUGCUGAUGAGGAUAAAAGAAUCAUCACAGAUGACGAGAUCAUCAGUCUCUCAAUUGAGUUUCUUGAUCAAAGAGCACAACACCAAGGCUGCGCAGAUGAGAGGCAAAAAGAAGAGGUUAAUAAUAAAAGAUACUUGCAGUGUCCUGCUGCAAUGACUGUGAUGCAUUUGAGGAAAUUUCUGAGAAGCAAAAUGGAUAUACCUCCCACCUUUCAGAUUGAAGUUAUGUAUGAGGAUGAGCCCUUGAAAGAUUAUUACACAUUAAUGGACAUUGCCUACAUCUACACAUGGAGAAGAAAUGGACCAUUGCCUCUGAAAUACAGUGUUCGGCCCAGCUGUAAAAAGAUGAAGAUUAGUCACCCGCAAGAUGGCGUAAACAAUACAAACCGUUCUGAAAGCGACUCGGCCAGCGAUAAGGCCAGCAGUCCCGCUGGAGCUCCAUCCACAUCCUCACCACUACCCAGUCCGAGCACGCUGGUGCAACCUUCACCUGCUAAUUUCACCCAUAUGUCCAAUCCUAUUAACGGUUCCACUAUGACAAGCCCGAAUCGACAGUUCAAUUUUGGAAACAAAGUGCGAAAGACAGCGCUGAACGGAUCUUCCACAUCAUCGGGAUGAUAAGGGACGUGUUGAAGCCAACGCCAGAUAUAAUCCAGCUAUUUUCAUGCCAACGUAGUGUCAUUUAGGUUCUCUUCUUUUAUCAUUAUUAUCACUAUAUUAAACAUGUCAUUUUAACGUAUAGUGAACGUGACGCACUUCAUUCGAUGCAUUGCUGGAAUUUUCGAAGAUUGUGAAAACCAUAUAGCCUAUUGGGUUGCAAAAUUGAGCGGUUGUGGCACUUUCACAACAGCGACAAAACGGUUUUGAAGAAACAAAUGACUAAUACCUUUUAUAUAUUUUUUACUUUAGGCCGACAUUUCCGAAAGAAAUGGAAAAGUUAUGUGUUGCUUGUAUUUUACGUGUAUUCUAAUGUUCCUUGAAGCAUAAAAAAUACUUUGAUUUUAGUUUGCCUUUCUAGGGUAGUUGCUAAACAUUCCUGGUAUAUUCAGCUGGCUUUUAGAAUGUAUCAAAGAAAAAAAUGUGUAUAUAUUCAAAUUCAAAGGACAAAAACUGUAUUCGGUCUGUGUUCUACUGGAGAAAGAAAGGUUAUUUUAACUUGUUUUCUGCGCAAUCAUUUUUAUUAUUUGAGGUUUCCGAGUUUUAAUUUAGUCCUUGAUGUUAAAUAACUUUUCUCUAAUGUUUGGGUCCGUCAUUUUUACUGAAGAAGUACUUGGUCAUGUUCCAUGCUCGUAUAGCGUGCACAUACAGCUUUAAGAUUUUCAGACUAUUGCAUAUACACAUUUGUCCAAAGAAGACAAGAAUCGCCCACUGUUCAUUCUGGAAAACAUUUUGAUGUCGUCAGUGUUCCUUUGUCUCAUUGGUCGAUUGUAGACUAUUGACAGCUAUUGUGUUGUGACUGUUGCACAGUAUAAACAUCUAAAUAAAACAUUUUACACUUUC
Molecule: messenger RNA, 2222 nt
Organism: Triplophysa dalaica
Lineage: Eukaryota; Metazoa; Chordata; Actinopteri; Cypriniformes; Nemacheilidae
Gene: bmi1a
Product: bmi1 polycomb ring finger oncogene 1a
Exons: 10
Coding region: 369-1340 (323 amino acids)
Biological process (GO): negative regulation of transcription by RNA polymerase II
Cellular component (GO): PRC1 complex
Molecular function (GO): promoter-specific chromatin binding
Source: RefSeq, a predicted model, not a curated record